AUGGCGUCUGCCGUCUUCUUCCUCGACUUGAAGGGCAAGACCCUUCUUGCCCGGAAUUAUAGGGGCGAUAUCCCCAUGUCAGCCGUCGAGAAGUUCCCCAUACUGUUAAGCGAAGCGGAAGAGGAAUCGUCAGCGGUCCCUCCCUGCUUCUCCCACGAAGGCAUCAACUACCUUUACAUCCGACAUAAUAACCUUUAUCUCCUCGCCCUUACCAAACGAAACACAAACGCCGCCGAGAUCCUGCUAUUCCUACACAAGGUUGUCGAAGUCUUUACCGAAUACUUCAAAGUUCUAGAGGAGGAAUCCAUCCGCGACAACUUUGUCAUCAUCUACGAACUUCUCGACGAGAUGAUGGACUUUGGCUACCCCCAGACCACCGAAUCCAAGAUCCUGCAAGAGUACAUUACGCAAGAGUCGCACAAGCUCGAGAUCCAAGCCCGCCCUCCUAUUGCCGUUACCAAUGCAGUAUCCUGGCGUUCCGAAGGUAUCCGAUACCGGAAGAACGAGGUCUUCCUCGACGUCAUCGAGAGUCUCAACCUCUUGGUCUCUUCCAACGGCAGCGUCUUGCGGUCGGAGAUUCUUGGCGCUAUCAAGAUGAAGUGCUACCUCAGCGGCAUGCCCGAGCUAAGGUUAGGUCUUAACGACAAGGUCAUGUUCGAGACUACGGGGCGAACGACCAGAGGGAAGGCCAUCGAGAUGGAAGACGUCAAGUUCCACCAGUGUGUGCGACUCUCACGCUUCGAAAACGACCGCACCAUCUCCUUUAUUCCUCCAGACGGCGAGUUCGAACUCAUGAGUUAUCGUCUAAACACACAGGUCAAACCCUUGAUUUGGGUUGAAUGUGUAGUCGAGUCGCAUAGCGGUUCCCGCAUCGAGUACAUGCUCAAGGCCAGGGCGCAAUUCAAGCGCCGCAGCACCGCAAACAACGUCGAGAUCAUAGUUCCCGUACCAGACGAUGCCGACUCACCCCGCUUCAGAACGAACAUCGGAUCGGUGCACUACGCACCGGAGCAGAGCGCUAUUGUAUGGAAGAUUAAACAAUUUGGUGGUUCCAAGGAGUUCCUCAUGAGGGCGGAGCUAGGCCUACCCUCUGUGAGGGGAGAUGAUGAGCAUGGCGGCGGUAUGACCGGUGGUUUCGGAGGUAGUAUGGGUGGCGUUGGUGGCGGUAAAGGCGCGAAGAGGCCGAUUCAGGUUAAGUUCGAGAUUCCAUAUUUCACGACGAGCGGUAUCCAAGUGCGGUAUCUAAAGAUUACGGAACCCAAGUUACAAUACCCGUCUCUUCCCUGGGUGAGGUACAUUACGCAGUCUGGGGAUAUAGCCGUCAGACUCCCUGAUGCUGUAUGA
Molecule: messenger RNA, 1344 nt
Organism: Scedosporium apiospermum
Lineage: Eukaryota; Fungi; Ascomycota; Sordariomycetes; Microascales; Microascaceae
Product: AP-1 complex subunit mu-1
Exons: 4
Coding region: 1-1344 (447 amino acids)
Biological process (GO): intracellular protein transport; vesicle-mediated transport
Cellular component (GO): clathrin-coated vesicle; clathrin adaptor complex
Molecular function (GO): clathrin-cargo adaptor activity
Source: RefSeq, a predicted model, not a curated record